AAAUUGUAAAGAAAUGCAAAUGGCGCGCAGCUUCUGUGUUUGUAGCACGUGUUAAUGACGUUUAUAAUAGAAAAAUAUUUUUCAUAAUUUUUGCGAAAUAUUAUUUGCUGUAAGCUUUAUAUUAUAAAGAAAUAUUUGAAAUAUUUUUUAAAGAUGCCGGACAUGAAAUAUAUAUUAGUGACUGGUGGAGUAAUUAGUGGUGUUGGUAAAGGUGUGAUUGCUAGUUCUUUUGGUACUAUUUUAAAAAGCUGCGGCAUCGAUGUUACUUCAAUAAAAAUUGACCCAUAUAUAAAUAUCGACGCAGGAACAUUUUCGCCGUACGAGCAUGGUGAAGUGUACGUAUUAGAUGACGGUGGCGAAGUCGACCUUGAUCUUGGGAAUUAUGAGCGCUUCUUGGACAUAACAUUGCAUAGAGAUAACAACAUAACCACUGGCAAGAUAUACCAGCAAGUUAUCGAGAGAGAGCGUCGUGGGGACUAUCUCGGCAAAACUGUACAAGUAAUACCACACAUAACUGAUUCUAUACAAGAAUGGGUUCAAAGAGUGGCUCACAUUCCUGUCACACCAGACAAUGCCCCACCCAGAGUGUGUAUAGUCGAGCUUGGUGGAACUAUAGGGGAUAUAGAAGGGAUGUCAUUUGUGGAAGCCUUCAGACAAUUCCAAUUUAGAGUUAAGAGAGAGAAUUUUUGUUGUGCUCAUGUUUCCCUGGUACCAAUGCCAAAAUCAACUGGAGAGCCAAAAACAAAGCCCACACAAUCGUCUGUGCGUGAGUUGCGCGGUCUCGGCCUAUCACCCGAUUUGAUCCUGUGCCGUUCAGAGAAACCAAUUAAUCACACUGUUAAAGAGAAAAUAUCUAACUUCUGUCAUGUUGGACCUGAACAGGUGAUAUGUAUUCAUGAUUUGAGCUCAGUAUAUCAUGUGCCGUUAUUGAUGGAAGCCCAAGGCGUUGUCCAAUAUUUAAAUGAGCGACUACAACUGGGCAUAUCUAUGCCGCGACCCGGAAAGUUCAUGCGAAAAUGGCGUAACUUAGCCAAGCGAGUAGAGAAUCUGCGCAAAGAGGUAAACAUAGCUCUUGUAGGCAAGUACACCAAGUUGGAGGACAGCUAUGCUAGCGUCACGAAAGCGUUGCAACACGCGUGCAUAGCCGCCGGCUGCAAACUCAAUCUGACUUACAUAGAGGCAGUCAACCUGGAGAAACAGAUGAAAAUAGAUGAUCCCGUAAACUAUCAUAAAGCGUGGCAGGACCUGUGUAAAAGCGAUGGUGUGAUAGUUCCUGGAGGUUUUGGCCAACGAGGAAUGGAAGGCAAAAUAGAAGCAUGCCAGUGGUGCCGUGAGACACAAAAACCCAUGCUCGGAAUAUGUCUUGGAUUACAAGCUGCUGUCAUAGAAUUUGCUAGAAAUGUGUUGGGAUUGAAAGGAGCUAAUAGUACAGAAGUGAACCCUAAAUGCGAUGACAAGUUAGUGAUAGACAUGCCAGAACACCAUCCCGGUAAUCUCGGCGGCACAAUGAGGCUGGGAACAAGGAAAACUUAUUUGACACCGAGUAUUAUAAUGCAGUUAUACAAAAAGGACGUAAUCGAAGAGCGUCACAGGCACAGAUAUGAAGUGAACCCGGAGUACAUCGACAGACUCGAGGCGGCCGGACUCCGCUUCGUGGGCAAGGACGAGACCAAGACUCGCAUGGAAGUGGCCGUGGUGGACAACCACCCUUAUUACGUCGCCGUGCAGUUCCACCCGGAAUACCUGUCACGGCCUUUGUCGCCUAGUCCACCAUUUUUAGGACUCAUCCUGGCAUCUUUAGGCAAAUUGAAAAGUUACAUGAGCAAAGGCUGUAGACUUAGUCCUAGAAAUCAAUCAGAUGUUAGUUCAGACGAAGAAGAUUUAUCAGUGUCUUCCCUCAGCUUAGCAGAUGAAAAAACGGUCGUAGAAAAUGGAAAACAAAACGGUCAAGUAAAUGGGAUAGACGGCGCUAAUGAACAGAGUAAAUAAAAUAUUACUAUUUUAUAGUAGCAUUUUUUGUUUAUUUUUAGAUGUGCUAUUCUUAAGCAACUGUUUUUUUUAUAGUGCUUGACUCAAUGCUAUUCUUAUUUAUGCUUAAGAUGAAAGUUUAUGUAUUUCAUAGAAACAGGGUGUAUAACAAUUGAUAUUUAAACCAUUCACUUAUUACUGUAAUAAAUACUCAAAUUUUGCUAUCUAAAUAUUACUGCUUUAACUUAUGAAAAAAUAUAACUCAAGUAUCUCUCAGUGCCCAGUGCUUAGUGAAAAAUUGAUAAAAUAAACAAAAUAUUCUUGUUCCCCUAGUCAUUUAGGCGUACCGCAUAAUAUAGAUUUAAGUGUAAAUUUGUAUAGCAUUCGAUGCUAUGUGAAUCAUCAAACUGUGCCGACUAAUGUAUUUAUAAGUUUAUAAAAUUUACACAUUGUCGCUCAUCAUCUUGAUUGUUCUUUAUUCUCCAAUUUUAUAAUGUCAUUAUUCAUAUUCAUACAUAAUCUCGAAAAUAAUUGAAAAAGGUAAUAUUUUCAUAAGGUUGUUCUUUAAUUAUGAAUUAAUAUGUAAGUUAAUACAACUCUAACAUGUUUUUUUUAUAUUUUUGUGCUUUGAUUAAGAAUAUCAGAUUUUUGUUUUAAGUUUAUUGUAUUAAAAUGUAGAUUAAGUUAAAAUGUAUCAGAUUUCGAUAUAUUAAGGUAACAAUUUGUAUGAUUAGUGUUAAAUAUCCGUCUCGAAUAUCAGACUUGUUAUCUUAAUAGUGACAUUGCAAUGAUUGUUUGUACUUGUUAUUCAUCUUUAUAGAAUUAUCUAAUUGAAAAUACACUUCUAAUUUGCGUACAUUUAAAGGACUGAAUUUAUAUGUUGCCCCAUAAUGAAUAAUAUAAAUUUUAUUGUGAUGUUAAAAUAAUUAUUAAAGGUGAUGAUAGGGCUGUUAAAAAUGUAUACUAUAUAUAUUAUAUUUUAUGGACAAAAAUGUACUACAUAAUGUUUAUUGAGCGGACUGAGUGAUAUUAGUCAGAGUAAUAAAAAUUAUAUUGAAGUAUUACGCUUAAUUGUGUACUCCAGAUAGGAAUAAAAUUAUCUAAGUAAAAGGUAUAGCUGGCUUGCAAAUCCAUCAUGCCUUUAAUAGUACUUAUUACAUAAACAUAUGAAGUGUAUUCUGCUCACAGCGACAUAGAAUAUUAUUUACCUACAUCGAUUAUUCCCAGUGUCGUGAAUAUGUACUGAUGCAAGCAUUCCAUUAUGUAUUAAACAGGCAGUUCUUAACAAUCUAUACAGUUUGUAGUUAUGUUAAUUGAACAUAAUAAAGUGUUGCUCUGCUA
Manduca sexta (tobacco hornworm) is the source of this 3309-nucleotide messenger RNA. It is a transcript of the gene Ctps, whose product is annotated as CTP synthase. Gene Ontology annotation, biological process: CTP biosynthetic process; pyrimidine nucleobase biosynthetic process. Gene Ontology annotation, molecular function: identical protein binding; CTP synthase activity. The transcript is spliced from 10 exons. Lineage: Eukaryota; Metazoa; Arthropoda; Insecta; Lepidoptera; Sphingidae. The coding region runs from base 154 to 1989 and encodes 611 amino acids. The record is from RefSeq and is a predicted model, not a curated record. Gene Ontology annotation, cellular component: cytoplasm; cytoophidium.